GAAGGGCUCCAGAGGCUUGGCAUGUUCCUGUGUGGACGUGAAUCAGUGAGCAAGCCCAGGAGCCAGAGGGUGAGCCUUCGCCAGUAGGCGCCUCAUUCAUUCACUCGCCUCCCUCCUCAUGCCGGCUCUCGCAGCCCUUCGCCGGGGACUCCAACCUGUUUGUGGAGGUCACUCUUGGGCCGCCAGCAGCCUGUGGCUUCUUUCUUCCUUCGCCGCCACCUUGCAGCGCCUGGUGGUCGCUUCUCUAAGAAGACGAGUGGGAGCUGGAUACUGACUGAGAAGCAGCCCGGACGCCCCAGCGCACUCUGGGACAGCCUGUCCCUCCCAGCCCUAUUGUGUACAUCCCCGGAGGAAUUUACUUUGACUUCAGAAGCCCACGGGCCGGCACGCGUGGAAAGGAGAAUGUACCUAGAUCCAGAAUCCGCCAAAGGGUUGCCGUCCCGUGAUGUCCUUUUGGUCUCAGCCAUCAUCACCAUCAGCCUUAGUGUCACCAUUGUUCUGUGUGGGAUCUGCCAAUGGUGCCAGCGUAAGUUGGGCAAACGCUAUAAAAACUCCCUGGAGACAGUGGGGACACCAGAUUCCAGCCGAGGCCGCAGUGAAAAGAAAGCCAUCAAUGAUCUAGACAGAGACUUUUGGAAUAACAAUGACAACACAGUACAGCAGAAAUGGAGCUCCUACCCUCCCAAGGAGUUUAUACUAAACAUAUCACCUUACGCCCCAUAUGGUGAUCCACGACUUUCCCUCAAUGGCUCAUUGCUAUCAGGUACAAAGCUGGCUGCCUCAGCCACGUCAGGGUUGGCAGGGGAGCGAGAAGGACGACAUGGGGAGAGGCAGCAGCUCCGAGAGGACGGCAUGAAGAGCAGCGUGUCUGCCCAGAGCGAACCCAGCAUUGGGAAGGCGGGGAGAGGCCGAUGGCAAACGUUGCAGAGCCACCUAGCAUCAGGGAAACUCAGCCUAUCCAAUUUUGAGGAUUCUACCAUGUCCACAGCCACUACCCUUGAGUAUAUCCCCACCUCAGCAGGAGACCCGAAAUGUCAGCGCCCGCACACCCUUAUGCGCCAGCAGAGUCUCCAGCAGCCACUCAGCCAGCAUCAGAAACCUAACCACAGCCAACCCACCACCAGCCAGAGUCUGGGUCAGCUGCAAUCCCACACCGGCUCCUCCACCGGUGGCAACCCUCGGGGCUGUCGGAGUGGGCAGUCACGGCAAGGGAUCUCUGCUGGUGCCAAGAACAGGACAGCUGGUGGACGCAGCCGUUCCAACCCCGGGAGCUGGGACCAUGUGGUGGGGCAGAUACGGAACCGAGGCAUGGAUAUGAAGUCUUUCUUGGAAGGCCGUAUGGUGGUGUUGUCCCUUGUACUGGGGCUCUCAGAACAGGACGACUUUGCCAAUAUACCUGAUCUACAAGCUACCGGCAACCAGCAGAACCAGAACUCUCAGGGGGACAAGAGGUUGCCCUCUGGUGGCAAGGCAGUGAACACAGCACCUGUGCCAGGACAGAUGCAGCAUGAGGAGACUGACCACAAAACAGAGCCUCGCUCAUCCGUCACAGACCUCGUAAACUCCCUGACCAGUGAGAUGCUUAUGCUCUCUCCAGGGUCUGAGGAUGAUGAGGGACAUGACAGCUCCAGCCGGGAGAACCUCGGCCGAAUCCAGUUUAGCGUUGGUUACAGUUUCCAGGAAUCUACUCUGACAGUCAAAAUAUUGAAAGCUCAGGAGCUGCCAGCCAAGGAUUUCAGUGGCACCAGUGAUCCUUUUGUCAAAAUUUACCUCCUACCAGAUAAAAAACAUAAGUUAGAGACCAAAGUGAAAAGGAAGAACUUAAACCCACACUGGAAUGAGACCUUUCUCUUUGAAGGUUUCCCUUAUGAGAAAGUGGUACAGCGGGUACUCUAUCUACAGGUCCUGGAUUAUGAUCGAUUCAGUCGUAAUGAUCCCAUCGGGGAAGUAUCUCUUCCCCUCAACAAGCUGGACUUGACCCAGAUGCAGACCUUCUGGAAAGAGCUAAAGCCCUGCAGUGAUGGAAGUGGAAGCCGAGGAGAGCUGCUUCUGUCCCUUUGCUACAACCCUUCUGCUAACUCUAUUGUAGUGAAUAUUAUAAAAGCUCGGAAUCUUAAAGCCAUGGACAUUGGGGGAACAUCAGAUCCCUAUGUGAAGGUAUGGCUGAUGUACAAAGACAAGAGGGUAGAAAAGAAGAAGACUGUUGUGAUGAAGCGGUGCCUGAACCCUGUUUUCAAUGAGUCCUUCCUCUUUGACAUCCCCACAGAGAAGCUGAGGGAGACAACCAUUAUUAUCACUGUCAUGGAUAAGGACAAGCUCAGCCGGAAUGAUGUCAUUGGAAAGAUCUACCUAUCAUGGAAAAGCGGCCCGGGCGAGGUGAAGCACUGGAAGGAUAUGAUUGCGCAUCCCCGGCAGGCUGUGGCACAGUGGCACCAGCUGAAGGCCUGAGAGGCAGAGGCCAAUAAGUCGCUCUGAAUUUCAGUGCACCCAGUCAACGUUUAUUGGCCACCUUCUCACUACUUUAUGCACAACAGCUGCACCCAAGUCUCCCCCAGGGGGAAAAGCUCGGGAAUCACCAGAGGCUAAGGGAGUAAACUUGAUAUAUAUACCAAACUCUGGGAAAGUGGCGCUGGUGCCCAGUGUGCCGGUUCAGCACACAGCACCAUCAGGAGCAUCGUUAUUACCCAGCCUCCUGCUUUAGCGUUUCCUUCAGACUCCUUCUGUAGAAAGAAUGAAAGAGAGAGAGAGAGAGAGAGACCAGCCCUCCAGUUGAAAGUGGCCCCAGCACUGAUUUUCUUUGGGCUCCCAGUGUGGCACUGGCACUGGCGUGAUGUGAGGAGAGGGGUCUACUACCGCCAUACAAGACUUCCUAUGAGUUCUUCCAGCCAAAAACCCUUUGGGGUGACACCCUGUUCCACCAGGAGGAAGCCAGCCUCUACUGGCGGCUGCCCAGCCCGAAGAGGGGGAAGGGCAAGGAGAUCACACAUGCUGUUUCAAUGAGGUUGUUUCUUUAUAAUUCAAUAAAACUGGUAAGAGUAA
This is a messenger RNA of Sphaerodactylus townsendi, 3039 nucleotides long. It is a transcript of the gene SYT7, whose product is annotated as synaptotagmin 7. The transcript has 13 exons. Bases 403 to 2448 code for a protein of 681 amino acids. Gene Ontology annotation, biological process: calcium-ion regulated exocytosis; cellular response to calcium ion; regulation of dopamine secretion. The record is from RefSeq and is a predicted model, not a curated record. Gene Ontology annotation, cellular component: membrane; synapse; axon. Lineage: Eukaryota; Metazoa; Chordata; Lepidosauria; Squamata; Sphaerodactylidae. Gene Ontology annotation, molecular function: phosphatidylserine binding; calcium ion binding; calcium-dependent phospholipid binding.